CCGAGAUAGCCGGCCGCCAGAGGUGUACCGAAUGAAGGUAUUAAUCUUUGGCGCAUCGUGCUCUCCUGCGACGGCGAUAUACGUCAUGAAUCGCAACGCGGAGAGACACCGACACACGCAUCCUGAGGCCGUCGAGGCGAUCAAGAAGAAACACUACAUGGACGACUACCUCGACAGCUAUGAAGAUGAACACAGGGCGAUAACAAUCGCUACUCAGGUGCGUAACAUACACAGAGAAGCUCACUUUGAAUUAAGGAAGUGGACGAGUAACUCGCCCGCGGUGUUGAAGGCGCUCGGCGAAUCGCCCAAUGCAACCGAAGCGGUGGAAAUAGAAAGGACUGAACGAGUCCUAGGCCUUAUUUGGAGGCCACAAGAAGACAGGUUGGCGUUCAACCUAGACUUAGCCCGCAUACCGUCGAACCUACUGAGGCGAGAAGCACCCACGAAGAGAGAAGCAUUGAAAAUAGUAAUGUCGUUGUUUGAUCCUCUAGGGUUGGUGUCGCCGAUAACUGUGCGGGCUAAACAGCUAUUACAGGAGGUGUGGCGACGCGGCACCGAUUGGGACGACCCGAUCGACGACUAACUGUCCGCCGCCUGGGUGAACUGGCUCACCCAUUUGAAGCAACUCAGCGGCGUAACAGUGCCGCGCUGCUAUCCCGGCUACUCCCGAGCGAGAAAACUCCAACUCCACGUGUUCACCGACGCCAGCGAGUCAGCCUACGCGACCGCGCUCUACUGGCGCGCCGAGGACGACGACGGACGAGUCACAGUCACGUUACUGGCGGCCAAGGCAAAGCAGAAUUUCAGCCGCCACGGGAGUAAGCGCCGCAACAAAGAACCCUCCGAUCGUCGAUGGCGAACAUCGGGCAACGAAACUGUGGGUGGAACAUGUCCACACACAACUCCACCAUGCAGGCGUGGAGAGCGUCGUCAAUUACUGUCGGCAGCACAAAUGGGUCAUUCGACUGCGCCCGACGGUCAAGGCGGUGGUCAGG
Molecule: messenger RNA, 995 nt
Organism: Manduca sexta (tobacco hornworm)
Lineage: Eukaryota; Metazoa; Arthropoda; Insecta; Lepidoptera; Sphingidae
Exons: 2
Coding region: 32-583 (183 amino acids)
Source: RefSeq, a predicted model, not a curated record